CAAACAUUUUAGAAAAUAAAAAGAUCUACAGAAUAAAGCUAUAAGAAAAAAACAUGCAUCUCACAUUCUAUACACACAAAAAAAAAAUCUAUACAUCUUAGAUAUACAGAUGGAUCUCUAUGAUAAAAAAAUAUAUAAUUUUCUGCAUGAAUAUCAACCUCUAGGGGAAAAAAAAAGACUCUAUUAAACCUAAGAAAUUAAAAGGUCAAAAUAUCAAAAAAAAAAAAAACAUCAAUACCUCCAACAGCAUUUGACUCAAAUCCAGAACCAAACGCGGCAAACAAGCUCUGGCCCCAGAGACCUAUGACAACCGGACAACCCUGAAAGCACAUAUAAAGCCAUCGUAAAAUAAAUCCGCGGCCUGUGCAUCCACCCAAGCGUAGUAGGACCCCCGUUUAACGCGCCCGCGGUGCACCGACAUUAGACGCUUCCGUGGUUAAAAAGCAAGGCUUCUGCCCCACGCGAAGCCGGCCUUCACCAUCUAACAAGCCGCGUUCUCUCAAACAUAUCCCAACCUUUGUCUAUCAACAACCCGCUGCCAACCCACAUCCAUUCUCCCAUCACCCGCUAUGCAUAUACAAACCCAACCCAUCCCCCCUCUUCCCUUCCUCACUCCGACACACCAACUUCAUCCUCUCUCUUCCUUCAAUCUAAUACCAGCAGUACUUCUGUUAUCUCUAUACCAUUUCUUCUACUAGUGCUAUCAUGGCAUCAGUACUGUUUCUUCUCUUAGCAUGCUAUUUGAUGGCCAUUGCCUCGGCUGGAAACUUCUACCAAGAAUUUGACAUCACUUGGGGUGAUGGGCGUGGGAAGAUCCUCGACAAUGGCCAGCUCCUCACUCUCUCCCUCGACAAAGCCUCCGGUUCUGGCUUCCAGUCCAAGAACGAGUAUCUCUUUGGCGAAAUUGACAUGCAGCUCAAGCUCGUCCCUGGGAACUCCGCUGGCACCGUCACUGCCUACUAUCUGUCUUCACAAGGACCAAGUCAUGAUGAGAUCGACUUCGAGUUCCUCGGAAACCUCAGUGGAGACCCUUACACGCUCCACACCAAUGUGUUCACCCAGGGGAAGGGGAACAGAGAGAUGCAGUUCCACCUCUGGUUCGAUCCCACCAGGGACUUCCACACCUACUCCAUCCUCUGGAACCCCAGACACGUUAUCUUCAUGGUUGAUGGCAUACCGAUCAGAGAUUUCAAGAACCUGGAAUCGAGGGGCAUUGCGUUUCCGAAGAGCCAGCCCAUGGGGAUCUACUCCAGCCUUUGGAAUGCUGAUGACUGGGCUACACAAGGCGGGCGCGUCAAGACCGACUGGACGAAAGCUCCCUUCACUGCCUCGUACAGAAAUUUCAAUGCUGAUGCCUGCAUCUGGUCCUCUGGUACCUCCAAUUGUCCUUCACAGAAAUCUGACAAUGCUGGCUGGUGGAACCAGGAGCUUGAUUCCACAAGCCAAGAGAGGAUGAGAUGGGCGCAGCAGAACUACAUGAUCUACAACUACUGCAAUGACCUCAAACGGUUCCCUCAGGGCCUGCCUCCAGAGUGCUUCAUAGCCUGAAAGAGGGGAGAGAAACAGUGAACGAGUUCCGUUAUUCUUUGAUUCAUUCAUUCUUCUACAAGAUGUUUACACAUAUAUACUUCGUUGUCAUUCUUGUUAAAAGGCACAGGACGCAAUUUAUAGAAUUAUGUUCUCCAUGUAAUAUGAUACGAUGAAUUAAAAUAAAAAAGCACCAGGCUGAGUAUUGUUUAAUCGUUCAGCUGAACUUGAAAGGA
This is a messenger RNA of Phoenix dactylifera (date palm), 1763 nucleotides long. Lineage: Eukaryota; Viridiplantae; Streptophyta; Magnoliopsida; Arecales; Arecaceae. The record is from RefSeq and is a predicted model, not a curated record.